AAAUACAAAAAACACGUGAUGGAGCAUAUGUGAGAAACAAGGAGUGUUUGUUUUCUACGCCGUGAGAGCCCCGACAGUGUAUCUCUCUCACACACACACACACACACACACUCUCUCUCACUCACUCUGCCUUCUCUCUGUCAUCCAGCCGGGCUGCGAGAGAAACAGCUAGGAGGCGAGAGAAGGAAAACGGAGCGACGGAGAUGGCGAGCGUCAACAUGCCGCCGCUGCUGCUGCUGGAGCUCGCGCUGGUCCUCCUGGUCGUCCUCGCGCCCGACGUCCGAGGUCUACACGGCAUCGAGGACCAGAGCCAGGACACCGAGUGCAAGAUGAAGAGCGUCACCGUGUCGGCGCUGCCGUUUCUGCGGGAAAACGACCUGAGCAUCAUGCACAGUCCGUCGGCCUCCGAGCCCAAGCUGCUGUUCUCCGUGAGGAACGAUUUCCCCGGGGACGUUGUGGUGGUGGACGACCUGGAAAACACCGAGCUCCCCUUCUUCGUCCUCGAGAUCUCCGGGAACUCCGAGGACAUCCCUAUGGUGCGCUGGAGGCAGCAGUGGCUGGAGAACGGCACCCUGCUCUUCCACAUCCACCACCAGGACGGCAGCCUGAGCCUCCCGGAGCCCACCGAGGACCCGGCCAACAACUCGGCGAAGGAGGAGCUCCGCAUCCUGCACAUCUCUGUCAUGGGUGGGAUGAUCGCCCUUCUGCUGUCCAUCCUGUGCCUGGUCCUGAUUCUCUACACCCGCAGGCGCUGGUGUAAGCGCCGCCGCAUUCCCCAGCCCCAGAAGAGUGCCAGCGCCGAGGCGGCUAACGAGAUCCACUACAUCCCCUCCGUGCUGAUGGGAGGCCAGGCUCGGGAGAGCUUGAGGAACUCUCGGGGUCAGGGUCCAAACUCCAGCGGUACCCUCAGCAUCCGGGAGACACCGAUUUUGGACGGGUACAAGUACGAGUAUGACAUAACGGACCUGCGCCACCACCUGCAGCGAGAGUGUAUGAAUGGCGGCGAGGAGUUUGCCAGCCAAGUCACCCGUACCCUGGACUCCCUCCAGGGUUGUAACGACAAGAACAGUAUGGACCUCACACCUGUGAGCGACAACACCAAGCUGGCCCUGAUGAACAAGUACAAGGACAACAUCAUCGCCACGAGUCCCAUCGACAGCAACCACCAGCAGAACACUCUGCUCCCGCACAACACCUCCACCAGCCAACGCAAACGUCUCUCCAGCAACACCCGCGCGGGUUCAACGUUCUUGAACCCAGACGGGGACUCUGGAACGGAGGCAGACAGCGAGCCUCAGCUGGCCUUUUACACCGACCCAAACCGCAGCCGCCGCCGGAGUCGAGGUAUGAGAAAUGGUAACGCCAACAGCGCGUGGGGCUCAGGGGCAGGUUCCCCUCGGAGCCCCAUCAAUAAGACCACCCUGACUUUGAUCAGCGUCAUCAGCUGCGUGAUCGGCCUCGUCUACUCCUCACACAUGUCCUGCAGCCUCUCGGUGCGGGUCAUCCUACAUGUGCCGGAGCACCUCAUCGCUGACGGAUCCAGGUUCAUUUUGUUGCAGGGGAGCCAGCUGGAAGCCUCAGACUGGCUGAACCCGGCACAGAUCUUGUUGUACUACCAGCAGAAUGCCAGCGGGCCCUGGGUCGGCGAGCUGUGCGGACGACGCCUCCUGGACCCCUGUGAGCACCAGUGUGACCCGGAGACAGGAGAAUGCCUUUGCCUCGAAGGCUACAUGAAGGACCCGGUCCACAAGCACCUCUGCAUCCGCAGUGAGUGGGGGCCUAAUCAGGGUCCCUGGCCUUACACCAUCUUCCAGCGCGGUUUUGAUCUCGUGAUGGGAGAGCAGCCCUCUGAUCGCAUUUUCAGAUUCACAUACACCUUAGGAGAAGGGAUGUGGCUGCCAUUGAGCAAGAGCUUCGUCAUCCCGCCCGCCGAGCUCGCCAUCAACCCCUCGGCCAAGUGCAAGACGGACAUGACAGUGAUGGAGGACGCGGUGGACGUACGAGAGGAGUUGAUGAUCAGCUCAUCCUUCGACUCGUUGGAGGUCCUCCUCGACUCGUUCGGGCCCGUCAGAGACUGCACCAAAGACAACGGAGGCUGCAGCCGCAACUUCCGCUGCAUAUCGGACCGAAAGCUGGACUCCACCGGAUGCAUAUGCCCCCCAGGGUUGAGCCCUAUGAAGGAUGGGACUGGGUGCUACGACCACCACAUCGGCAUCGACUGCUCCGACGGUUUCAACGGAGGAUGUGAGCAGCUGUGUCUCCAGCAGCUGGCUCCUCUAGAGGAUGACCCGACACUCUACAACAUCCAGAUGUUCUGUGGGUGCAUCGAGGACUACAAGCGUGGUCCAGAUGGGAGGUCGUGCCUGCCGCUGUCCGAGGCCUGCACUGAGGGGAUCGACUGCGCCGAGGCGGCGGACAUCCCCGCCAACCAGACUGUGUUCGGAGACCUUUUCUACGGAUACAACAACCACACCAAAGAGAGCACCUCCGGACAGAUCCUCAAGGCCACAUUCAGGCAGAAGAACUUUGCCCGCGGCAUCGAGCAGCAGCUCCCAGAUGGCAUGGCGGUGGCAUCGGUGCCAACGGAGGUCCAGUGCCACGAGGAGCUGUCGGACCCCGUCCCCGACCCAGAGUACCUCACAGGUAUGGUGAACUACAGCGAGGUGUCCGGCUACCCGCUUGUUCAGCACUGGAGUCUUCGCUCGGUGCUCUACCACGUCAAACUCAAUCAGUGGGUCCUCUCUCAAGCCUUCAGCUCGGCCAUCCAUUCUCUGGACGGGGCGACGCAGCGGGCCGACUUUGUCUCCAUCCUCAGAGAGUUCGGGAACCACUACGUGCAGGAGGCGAUGUACGGCUUCCAGGAGUCCUGUACCAUCUGGUACCCCAACAAACAGGUCCAGAGACAGCUGUGGCUGGAGUACCAGGACAUUAGCAAAGGUAACUCGCCCUCGGAGGAGUCGGAGGAGCGCGACAAGGAGCCCAGAACGCUGACCUACCCCGCCUACAUCGCCAGUCUGCUGGACACGGGUUCCAAGCGCAUGGCGGCCGGUGUCCGCAUGGACUGCAACAGCCAGGGCCAGUGCCCGCGCUCCUGCCACCUCUGCCACAUGAGCCCCAGGGUGGUGCAGGGGCGGCAGCGGUCCGAGCCUGUCCUGCUGCAGAUCACCAAGGCCGCGCCCAUCUACGAGCUGGUGUCCAACAACGAGACCUACCAGUCUCUACAGGAGGCGAUGAUGAGCAUGCUGUGGUGUUCAGGGAAAGGUGACGUCAUCGAUGACUGGUGUCGGUGUGAUUCCAGUGCCUUCGGCGCCGACGGACUGCCCACCUGCGCCCCUCUUCCCCAGCCUAUACUGAAGCUGUCGUACACCUACGAGCCCAGCAGCUCAUUGGUCAUCAUGGAGUGGAACCACACCGAGCCGCCAAUCGGCGUGCGGAUUGUCGAUUACCUCAUUAGCCAGGAGAAGGUGACGGAGAGGACCGACCACUCCAAAGUUGAGACAGAGACCCUUUUGAGCUUUGUGGAUGACAUCCUGUCUGGGGCCAGGUCUCCAUGCGUGAUGUUAGGGGACAUCCCCAACCUCCUGUCCUCGUCCAUCAGCAUGAUCAUCCGCUGCCUGGAGCCUGACACCACAUACAUGUUCCGGCUGUGGGCGGUAGACAACACCGGGCGCCGUUCCAGUCCAAGUGAGGUCACCAUCAAAACGCCGUGUCCAACCGUGGAUGACGUCAAAGCACAAGAAAUAGCCGACAAGAUCUACAACCUGUACAAUGGUUACACCAGUGGGAAGGAGCAGCAGACGGCCUACAACACUCUGAUGGACCUGGGGGCCCCCGCGCUCCACCGCGUGCUCUACCACUACAACCAGCGCUACGAGAGCUUCGGGGAAUUCACCUGGAGGUGUGAGGAUGAGCUGGGACCCAGGAAGGCCGGCCUCAUCCUCUCCCAGAUAGAUGAACUGUCCCCGUGGUGUAAGGGUCUUCUUCAGGAGCAGAAGAUCGGCCUCCGUAGGAUGUCCCUCAAGUUUCUUUCCUGCCGCUACACCGACACCAAGGCCUUCGGGCUGAACUGGUCGAACAUGGGCCAGGACGUACACAAGGCCUGUGACGAGCAGACGCUCACCGUCAUGUACAACGACUACGGCGAGCCAAAGGAGCUGUGAAAUUAGGGGGUUUCAGUUCGGAUGUGGGAGAGCCGCCAAACCCAACAAAGGAACAAAUAAAAUGCAGGUUUCACAUUUGUUUCCAUAAGCUAUAUGCAUUUAUGGUGUCAUAAGCAAAUUACUUGAAAUGCCUCAAACUGCUCUAUUUAGCUUCACGACAUUAUUGGUAAAUGCAUUCAAAAGUUUAAUCACAGCUUCCAAGUAGGAGAUGAGUCUGAUAAUCCUCUAAUAAACUGGGGUUUUGUGGGUCCUCAGCUCUUUGCUGUACUUUGUUUGAGCUUUGCUGAAGUCCAUUCCUCCCUUGCAAUGAAGAGUCGAAAUCAAUGCAAACUUGACACAUUCAGCAGGUGCUUCACAAUACAAGCCUUGCGUCUGUCGUCACGGUAUGAUGCUUAAUAAGAAUACAUGUUUUCUAGUUUGCACUGAAGCAAAUAGAGCUUAAGUGAAGCUUUACUUUAAUCACAGGGUUGCCGGUUCCCCAUGUGUCCCCAAGAGACACCGAACCCCCAGACGUGCUCCUGAUGGUCGACCCAGCACCUCACACGGCAGCUCACUGCCAUUGGUGUGUAGAUGUGUCAAUGGGGGAAAGACAGGCAAACUGUAAAUCUUUUAAGAUCUGUAGUUGGCGUUUAGUGUGAACGUUUGCGAGGCAGGAAUGGACGGACCUCAAGAGCACGGACAACCAAAAUGGAUCAGAAUUAAUUUGGGAAACCGAGACACCUUUUGCAGCAUGCCGUCUCAAGACUUUUUAUGAUUCAAGUGCAGGAGGCCUGAAAACAUCCAUCUCACAUUUUGUGUUGACAUUAAAUGCAAUUAUCUUAGAAAAACAGAUAACUAAACAUGCAUUUUAUUUCACUGUAUUUCUUUGUUGGACUCAACAAUCUUUGUUUUAAAACAAAGAGAUUUUAAUACCCUAAUCUAAAUGAGAAAGCGACUAUUUAAAUCCAAACUUAGUCACGUCGUAAGACAUUUUACUGAAAAAUUACAAAAUACAAACUCUUGAUGUCAAACUAGUGGCCGAAAGCAUAUUGGAUUCAGCUAAUGGCUCCCUUGAACCAACCUCAAACUGAAAGUCAACACUUUGUUUACAUGAACAAUGGAACCAGGAGAUUCUGGGUCUUUUAAAAAUUCCUCAUAGCUUCAGUUUCAACGGGACAUUCCGACCAUCCGUUAAUGUUUUGCUUCCGAUGCUUGUCGUACGCAUUUAUUAGGAAAAGCAACACACUCAGCUGAACAGUCACAUGUAUCUCAGCUGUGAGCGUUGGCUGCUGCGUUGUGUGGAGUCGCUUCUACAGUCUAGCUGUCACUUGUCUUUUUACACAUUUCAAAAUGAUAAUACUUGAUAAUUCUUACAAACUGGUUAAUGAGUUAAUGCAGUGAGAUGGCAUGUAUCCACACCGGGGAAAGAAGAGUUACCGUGUUUCUAUGAGAAAGAUCAAAAAUAGAUAUAUGGUCUGCUGGCAGUUAUUUUAGUAGAAUAGACAUUCAGAACCAACAUUGUACAUAGCUUUAUCAUAAUGUUUUAGCGAUAUAUAUCCUGCUGAAUGUAGUAUUGAAUGUUUGCAUUUAUAAGUGAAGUGGUUUUAAAGGAGUUUUACUGAAUAACAGGCAUCACAGAGGAAGCUCACAGAUGACUUCAUUUUCUCUAUAUUUUCAAUAAAACCUGCCAAACCAGUAUUUUCAUUUGUCAUUCAAAAUACAACCAAUGAGCACUCUUCAAAGUGCUGAUUCUGCAUUGAAACUGCUAAUUAACAGUGUCUUAAAGGGUAACUUUGCAGCUUUUCAAGCUCCACCCUAUUUUCCUAUGUUUUUGUGGAAAUCGUUCAGUUUCUUCCCGAUCCCGUCAAGACUAAAGCAACCUCAAACAUUUGCACUCAAUCUCAUUUGUGGUGAGAUUUUUUUGUGGUGUCAUUUUAAAGAUGCAUUCAAACUGAGCAAGCUUGUCCUUUUUAGAGUUUUUAGAGUUGUAUUGCAAUAUUCAGUCUCUGAGCUGUUUAGCCAAGAUGUAGAGAAAAGAAGUCCAGAAGCAAACAUUGAGGUCACUUAGACACAAAAACAUCUGAAAAUAGGGUCCAAGUUGAAAAGCUCCAAAGUUCCCCGUUAAUGUUUUUAACUGCUUCUCUGUGUAUUAAAACUUCAUGCAAUAAUGUCUUUAAACGAUUUAUCUGACAUUUCUACUAAUACUGUGCUUUUAUCAUAGUAUAUUAUCAGAGUAUAUUAUAACUUUUGCUCGACCUAUUAUUAUUCUGUCAUUGUGCAGUGGCCAUGUUGGAGAUUGAUGUCAAAGAAAUGCAAAUUGUAUAUUAGUUGUUGGUUUUUAACAAAUCUCAUAUGUGAAUACUAAAAUGAACACUUGUAGAUUUUUGUAUAGGCAGCAGAGUAUUUCAUGAAUACAUCACAUUACAAGCGCAGUGUUUUUCUUCUGUAUAGAAAUGUACAACAGGUGAUAUUUUAUAUAUUUUAUCGUCUUGUAUCGUCGCGUAGCGUAGUCUAGUCUAAUGGAUUAAUGAUGAGAGUUGUGAAGUGAAGAGCAGAGGGUUUUUACACGGUUAAAUGAAUGGACUUGAACAUUAAAUGCACCCAGAUAGAGACCUUUGGGAGACAUUUGAAGCAACCAUCUACUAUCUGCAUGAUAAUAUUUUGUGUAUAAUAUCUGUGGCGAUCAUGAACUUCACUUUUUUUCACUUUGAUCUUUGCUACUUCAAAGGACAAUAAAGAAUAUGUUACGAAAAUUGGCUGUAUGGAUGUUCUUCAACCAUCAGAUGUCAGAAGAAAUCUUCUCUAAUUUCUUAUGCGAUACUUGGUUUUCCAUGCUCUUGCAAUACGUUUGUGCGCAUAAAAAAAAAAUACUCUUGAGACAUACCUGGGGAGUUCAAAGACGGUACGAUCAAUUUGUAGUUGGAUCGGCACGGUUGUUUGUGACGAUACCAGCUGAACACUUCAACUGUGAUACAAUAAUCAAGUCAAAGGUUUUCCAAAGAAAAAGGAACUGAUGGUGAGAUACAGUCAAAAUACGCCUGUUAUCUAAUCUGUAAUGUAUGUUAAUGAAAAUAAAACAAAAUUGAAUAGAGA
Anarrhichthys ocellatus (wolf-eel) is the source of this 7232-nucleotide messenger RNA. RefSeq names its product astrotactin 1 (gene astn1). The transcript has 24 exons. Gene Ontology annotation, molecular function: protein binding. Gene Ontology annotation, cellular component: membrane; endosome. The record is from RefSeq and is a predicted model, not a curated record. NCBI's taxonomy places the organism in Eukaryota, Metazoa, Chordata, Actinopteri, Perciformes, Anarhichadidae. Bases 204 to 4160 code for a protein of 1318 amino acids. Gene Ontology annotation, biological process: neuron migration; neuron cell-cell adhesion.